AUGAGCUCCAAAUAUCGUUCUCUGUUGAUCACCCUCCCCCACAAGGUCGGAUCUCUCAAAUCCAAUCUCGACAUUUUCUCCAAAUAUAAAAUCAACUUGACAAAGAUUGAAUCCAAGCCUUCCAAACUAUCCACUCGGACCUUUGAUUUUCAUGUCGAUAUUGAAGAGAAUGUCAAUAAGGAACAUUUAGAGAAAGCCAUUAAGGAAAUUCUCGAUCAAUCAUUGGCAGAAAAUAUCAAAUUUUUAGGAAGUGACAAACGUCCAUGGUUUCCACGAAAGAUUUCUCACAUAGAUUACUUUACCAGACAAACUUUGGAAGCUGGAGGAGAGUUACAAUCGGAUCAUCCCGGAUUUCACGAUAAGGAAUAUAGAGAUCGAAGAAAAAUGAUUGCAGAAAUUGCCAUGAAUUACAAGCAUGGAGAACCCAUUCCAAAAAUCAAAUAUUCCAACUCUGAGAAUGCUACUUGGAGAGUCGUCUAUGAAAAAUUGACAAGUCUCUAUCCAAAAUAUGCUUGUUCUCAGUAUAAUUAUCUUUUCCCUCUGUUUGAACAAAAUUGUGGAUUCCGACCACACAACAUUCCACAGCUUCAAGAUGUGAAUGAUUUUUUGGUGGAAGUGACAGGUUUUCGAUAUAGACCUGUUGCUGGCUUACUCACUGCGAGAGACUUUUUGAAUGGUCUGGCCUUUAGAGUGUUUCAUAGCACUCAAUACAUUCGUCAUCAUAGUGCUCCAUUUUACACACCGGAGCCAGAUGUAGUUCAUGAGUUGUUGGGACAUUCGAUCAUGUUGGCAGAUCCUGAUUUUGCAGAUUUUAGUCAGCAAAUUGGAUUGGCAAGUUUGGGAGCGAGCAAUGAAGAUAUUGAUCGAUUGGUUCGGUUGUAUUGGUAUUGCUUAGAGUUUGGUCUAGUCAAUGAAAAAGGUGAAAAGAAGGCCUAUGGAGCAGGUUUGUUGAGUUCAGCAGGAGAACUUCAGUUCAGCUGUACAGGAAAAGACCCUGAUGGAAAAUUCUCGGCUCCAGAAUACAAGCCAUUUGUUGCAGAGGAAGCUGCUGAAAGACCUUAUCCCAUUACGCACUAUCAACCACUCUACUAUGUAGUCAGUUCAUUGGAGCAAUGUAAGGAACUCAUCAAGAGUUAUACUUUGAACAGUCUUGAAAAACCCUUCACUGUGAAGUAUAAUCCUUAUACAAAUACUGUGGAUAUUCUGGACACUGAGGAAAAAAUUAUUGCACUCACAAACAAUAUUCAAUCAAACUUGGAUAUGGUGAAGAAUGCAUUAGGACAUUUGAGAAAUAAUGUGGAAUUUGACAACGAUGAGCAUCAUCAUACAUGGGAUAACAUUUAA
Naegleria fowleri is the source of this 1344-nucleotide messenger RNA. RefSeq lists its product as uncharacterized. The record is from RefSeq and is a predicted model, not a curated record. Gene Ontology annotation, biological process: aromatic amino acid metabolic process. Bases 1 to 1344 code for a protein of 447 amino acids. The transcript is spliced from 3 exons. Gene Ontology annotation, molecular function: iron ion binding; oxidoreductase activity, acting on paired donors, with incorporation or reduction of molecular oxygen, reduced pteridine as one donor, and incorporation of one atom of oxygen. Lineage: Eukaryota; Heterolobosea; Eutetramitea; Acrasida; Naegleriidae.